Molecule: messenger RNA, 1766 nt
Organism: Vidua chalybeata
Lineage: Eukaryota; Metazoa; Chordata; Aves; Passeriformes; Viduidae
Gene: APH1A
Product: aph-1 homolog A, gamma-secretase subunit
Exons: 6
Coding region: 600-1475 (291 amino acids)
Biological process (GO): Notch receptor processing; positive regulation of catalytic activity; protein processing
Cellular component (GO): gamma-secretase complex; membrane; endoplasmic reticulum
Molecular function (GO): protein-macromolecule adaptor activity
Source: RefSeq, a predicted model, not a curated record
UCAGGUGUCCCCGCUCUGUCCCGGCUCUGUCCCCGCUCUGUCCCCACUGUCCCCGCUGUGUCCCCGCUGUGUCCCCGCUCUGUCCCCGCUCUGUCCCCGCGGUGUCCCCGCUCUGUCCCCGCUCUGUCCCGGCUCUGUCCCCGCUGUGUCCCGGCUCUGUCCCCGCUCUGUCCCCGCUGUGUCCCCGCUGUGUCCCGGCUCUGUCCCCGCUCUGUCCCGGCUCUGUCCCCGCUCUGUCCCCGCUGUGUCCCCGCUCUGUCCCGGCUGUGUCCCCGCUCUGUCCCCGCUCUGUCCCCGCUCUGUCCCGGCUCUGUCCCGGCUCUGUCCCCGCUCUGUCCCGGCUCUGUCCCCGCUGUGUCCCGGCUCUGUCCCCGCUCUGUCCCCGCUCUGUCCCCGCUCUGUCCCCGCUCUGUCCCGGCUCUGUCCCCGCUCUGUCCCCGCUCUGUCCCCGCUCUGUCCCGGCUCUGUCCCGGCUCUGUCCCCGCUCUGUCCCCGCUCUGUCCCGGCUCUGUCCCCGCUCUGUCCCCGCUCUGUCCCCGCUCUGUCCCCGCUCUGUCCCGGCUCUGUCCCCCCCGUCCCGGGACUGGUCCUACCCCCCCAUGGCAGGUCCUCCGGGCCGGCAGGGGGCGCUGGCCGCGGCCGCCAUGGGCGCCGCCGUGCCCCUGGGCUGCGCCGCGAUCGCGCUCGGGCCCGCGGCCGCGCUCGUGCUGCUCACGGUGGCGGCGGAGCCGCUGCUCGUCAUCGUGCUGGUGGCGGGGGCGUUUGUCUGGCUGCUGUCGCUGCUCGCGGCCUCGCUGCUCUGGGCAGUGUCGGUGCGGCUCAGCGGGCGGGAGGACGCGGCGCUGCUGCUGCUCGGAGCCGCCGCCGCCGUGCUGCUGCAGGAGCUCUGCAGGUUCGCCUGCUUCAAAAUGCUCAAGAAGGCGGAUGAAGGGCUGGCGACCCUCAGCAAGGAUGGGCGGUCCCCGAUCUCCCUGCGGCAGAUGGCUUACGUGUCUGGGCUCUCCUUUGGCAUCAUCAGUGGCGUCUUCUCCAUCACCAACACCCUGGCAGACUCUGCGGGGCCGGGCACCGUCGGCAUCCACGGGGACUCCCCGUACUACUUCAUCACCUCUGCCUUCCUCACCAUGGCCCUGGUACUGCUCCACACCUUUUGGGGCAUCAUCUUCUUCGACGCCUGCGAGCGGCGCCGCGCCGGGGGCCUGGGGCUGGUAGUGGGCAGCCACCUGCUCACCUCAGGGCUGGUAAGCAGGAGCCUGAGGGCCAGGCCAUGCUCUACUCGGCGCUGCAGGUGCCUCCUGAGGGGUGAGGGAGCCAUGGCCCCACAGCUGGACACUCCUGCCAAAGCCUUCAGCCCUCCUGCUCCGGGGGAAUUUGUGUCUGCCCAGUUCCUGGGGGCCUUUGGGGUCUCACUGGUGCUCCUGGGGACUUUGGGGUCUGACCACCACCCUCUUCCCUUUGUUCCCAGAUUCUGUUGACACCUUUCCCUCAGCUUGAGGCUCUGGGGAACGCCAAGGUGGGCCAGAUGCCCUGGGGGAAGUCCAGGCCUGGGGAAGUCAAGGCAGGACCCCCCCAUUUCCUUGUGUUUGUCGCUCUGGGGGGGGGUCCCUACCGCUGGUGCAGCCACUGGUGCUGGGGGUGAUGCUCUGGGGGUGGGGGGCACCGGGACUGGGAUGCUCUGCCCUUCUGACCCCUGUUCAGCUCCCAGGAGGGUUGGAGGUGCAGCGGGGAGUCAAUUAUUUUUUUGAUGAAGAGUAAAACCAUUUUAC